Chrysoperla carnea is the source of this 806-nucleotide messenger RNA. RefSeq lists its product as uncharacterized. Lineage: Eukaryota; Metazoa; Arthropoda; Insecta; Neuroptera; Chrysopidae. The record is from RefSeq and is a predicted model, not a curated record. The coding region runs from base 62 to 676 and encodes 204 amino acids. The transcript is spliced from 2 exons.
ACAAAAGCAAACUAAUUCGAAUCAGAACAAAGUCAGUGAUAUUUCUAAAUUAUCUAUAACAAUGAAGUGGUUCAAUAUUUUUGCUCUUGUAUUGGCAAUUACCGUGGUAUUAUCUUGUGUGCAAGCUGCACCCAGACCCGAUACAGCCGAUACUCCCGAUACAGCCGAUACAGCCGAUACACCCGAUACAUCUGAUACACCCGAAACAUCCGAUAUACCCGAAGCAUUAUCUAAUCUUAUUGAAGGAUUUAAAGCUCUAAAAACUGUAGAAACAGCUGGAAAAAUUGUUGGUGGGAUUGGAACUGGCGUUUUAAAAACUGUAGAAACAGCUGGAAAAAUUGCUGGUGGAAUUGGAAAUGGUGUUAUAAACACUAUAGGAGGAGCUGGAAAACUUGCUGGAAAUGUAGCUAAAGAAGGAGCAAAAAUUGCUGGAAAUGUAGCUAAAGAAGGAGCAAAAAUUGCUGGAAAUACAGUCAAUACAGGACUUAAAGUUGUUGGAAAUGCAGCAAAAGCAGAAGGAAAAAAGGUUCUAAUGGAAGUAAAACAGGAAGUACUUCAAGAACUAGUAAAUUGCUUAAAUAAGACAGCUACCGUAGAAGAUUCUAUUCAAGCAUCUGGUGAGACAGAUUGCAAAAUUAUUUAUACUUUAAAAUCUGAUGAGAAUGAAGCCCAAUAAGAUUCUACUAAAGAAUCUAGUGAGAAAGAUUCUGCAUAGAAUCUGAUUAAAUAAAUUGCAAAAACGAAUAUACUGUAUUAUAAUAAACCAACCAAAAAUUUUUAUGAAAUUGAAAAUUUAUGUAUGUUUU